UAAUACUCGUGGCCAGACAACCAAACGCCUUUGCGAUUAUGACAUACUUCCCUACCUGAGCUAGCUAGCCCUAUUCCUGUCUCAUAUUGCAAAUCCCCUCGUCUCAGCUUGUUCCACGGCCACCAUCCCCCAUACCCAAAGUGGCACGGGGUAGGUUGCUAUGGUUGUCAGGUUAGGCGCUCACCAGCCAUUCCUGGAAACCUUCGGAUUACCUUGGACCAGUCGUCAUGAGCGCCGUUUGGACAACAGCCCAGGCGCCGGCAAUGGGAGCCGAUCACGUUAUUUGCGGGUCAGCGCAUCCGCACCAAGUUCUCCCCCUAGCAUUUUCCAAGUCCUGAAAGCCGGAAGCGGUGGGAAUGGCGAGAGUAGCAAUUGUAACAGCAAUUGUAGUGGUGGUAGCAGUGACAGCGAACCUAACCUAGGAACUUGUAGAAAUGGGCUGAGGAGCAUUCAGGUGGAGCUGCAGUCCUGCCAGUCAUCAUUGGCUACUGCGUUACAGCCCCAGGGAACCAGUCGACCGGAGCCAAAGAAGUCAAUCUCUGCCCCCGGGGUAUUACAGCAGUCCACUAGUAACAACCCAGGGGAGGAAGGUACUGACGACAGUUGCAAAAGUAACGAUGCGCCGCCAUCUUCGAAAGCCGAUGCUAGGUCUCCGAUAAUCCAAUCUUUUAUGACCUUUCCGAAUGCAGCAGGGCAAAGUGGUGGAGAGAAGGAGCCGACAGUUUUCUGCUUCCCUUUUGAGGCAUUUGUAGCAACAUCUACGCUCCACUUACGCCCUACCAAGCGAAUAAGAGCAUUGCACGAUGUCGAUGGGCCGGGUACUAGUGGAGUUCCUUGUAAGAAGCGGCGACUGCGACUACAUCUCGUUACAAGUCGCCUCUCACAGCCUUAUUCGUGGCCUGCCACACACAUCCUCAACCGGGAGAGCGGAGAUGAUGGACCCGUCCUGGGCAGAUUCGUUAAAUUGGCGGCCAUCGGAGCCCUUAAAAAGGCCGGUCAUCAAAGUGCGCUCAUCCGUAAGGCUGCUAUCUUGAAUAGGGUUCGGAUUGGUGUGAGACAUGCUGCUGUGCUGAGAGGCCAUACCAUGAUUGCCGGUAUGGCAGCUAGGGGCAAUCUGCUGAGCCACGGUGUGCAAUUAGUGACUUCCUCAAAUGGUUCAACGGGUGGACGGUUCCCGAGUCAUUCGCCUAGUCUACACGACCAUCCAAUGUUGCCAGCAUGGCGGCCGCAUACGACAGCGUUCCACUCUUCUAUACCUGGUGCAACUCAUCUUGCUAGAAGUGAACUUGCGAGUAACGCGAGUACUUUGCAAGAAAUAAAUCCUAGUGCAACGAUAACUGGGCCUCACAGAACUUCGAAUCUGCUAUCGAGUCCAUCUCCAAAAUCCCACGACCUACCGUCGCAAAAGGAGGAAGAGGAUGAUGGGGUUGCGUUUCCCUCGCCAGAUCUUGAGACACGAUACGCGGACCUUUCGGAUGAUGACCUGGAUGACGUUUAUGCGGAUUUCGGGGUGUUAUUCGGUGCUGGUAUGCGAUCACCAGAGGAUGGCAAUGGCAGUAUUGAGGCGGCUAGCGGAGAGCAUUUUUAUGAGGAAUACCUUGACGAACUUGAUGGAAUAAGGUGGGUGGCAUAAAACACAAGCGUAGGUGUAGUUUAUAUUGAUAUUUAUUUUAUUCAUCUAUUAUCAUUUAGAUGGCAGGUAGAUGGCUGACUUCAGCUUUGCUCUUGGCGUCUUGAACACGAUGGAAACCAAAAUGAGGUGAAAUCCAGGCAUACCGGAUAAGUCACCUUUAGGAAUGUAAUCCUAUUGCGUUCUCAUGGUAGCAUCGAGUUAUUUGAUAUCGGGCAACAAGAGAUAAUGAAAACAGGCCCCCUAAAGUAUACUUACCUAGUAGACGAUC
Messenger RNA from Hypoxylon fragiforme, 1901 nucleotides. RefSeq lists its product as uncharacterized. NCBI's taxonomy places the organism in Eukaryota, Fungi, Ascomycota, Sordariomycetes, Xylariales, Hypoxylaceae. The transcript has a single exon. Bases 161 to 1633 code for a protein of 490 amino acids. The record is from RefSeq and is a predicted model, not a curated record.